AUGGACUCCUCAACCUCGACAGCCACUCAUGGCAUGUCCAUCAAUGUCUAUGGACGUGGUGACGCCGCCCUCGGCGACUCCCCAUCCCACAUGGGGAUUGCCGUGUAUGAAAUCGGCUCAAAAACCUGUGAAAUGCAUCACAUUCGCAAUCCAAACGACACUGAUUUCAUCUAUGACCCGCGCACACAGCCUCUUGAAGAUCCAGUAUUAAGAGGCCGUUGUGAGAUUGCCACCUUCUCCAAUGACCAAAAGGAGCGCGCUAUCCGUCUACUUUCUGCGUUUGGCCACGAUGAAUUCAAUAUCCCCGAGUUCGGUGUUGGCAACUGUCAAGACUGGGUUGUCGCGGCAGCUUUGAUGCUGGAACAAGCUGGCCUUCUCAAACAAGGGGAAGGGGCUUUCUGGAAAAGCAUGAUCAACUCGGGUGCCAACGAGAUGCAUGACAGCUGUCUUCGAACUGGAAGAGGAUGGAUCCCGGGCUCCGAGUCGACAUUUGAAGGCGAACCCGAUGCGCGGUUCAACGACAAGGCUACGGUGCAGGUUGGCAAACUGGCGCAGAACCCUUUGUUUCAGGCACGAAUGCAGUCGCUCCAAGGUGGCCAGCAGGAGAUCCCGGAGUCAAACUCUCAGGACUCUCUGGAGCGACCAUUUUAUAUUUCGAGUCCAUUUUUUAGCCGCACUAAUAUGGGUGGUUGA
Molecule: messenger RNA, 693 nt
Organism: Aspergillus affinis
Lineage: Eukaryota; Fungi; Ascomycota; Eurotiomycetes; Eurotiales; Aspergillaceae
Exons: 1
Coding region: 1-693 (230 amino acids)
Source: RefSeq, a predicted model, not a curated record